AUUGCCCUCAACCCUCCUCUCACCCUUCCUCCUAUCUUCGGCCAUACACCUCCUCAUUGUUGUCUCGCCCACUUCCCAGCCAUUGACUGAUUAGCCGCGUAGCCGCCCGCCUGCCCCGACGCCGCCGCCGCCCAUCAUGCCUGCGCGCGAUCCGGCAGCGACAACCCAUCUGCCCACAGUGCUCUCGAGCACGCCAUCUCAGCAUGCUUCAGUCCUCCCAACACAUCAUCCGGUCACGGGCAGAGUGGGAUCUUCCGCCUUUGCACGCACUUCUGACCACGCCUCGGGCUCGAUGGCGUCCUCGCCCGUCACCUCUCUGGGUGGAGCCGCAGCCCGCGCCCGCCGCACGAGCACGACAGAAGUCGGCAUCGUGGGCCGUAUCUUUCGCCGCAUAUCCGUAGAUGCGGGUGGGGUUCACCCCGACCUCGAGACGGCGUCGCAGGAGGACAGCGAGAGCGGAUUCGAACGUGUGUCUGGGGAUGAUGAUGACGUCUCCCUUGGCUCGAGCCACACGCAGAGAGCCAUUCGCGAGUCGACCAACCGUCUGGCCUCAAUGUCGUUCUCCGCGGCAGCUGGCGUCUCGCUGGCCGCUCUGCCCUCGACUGCCCCGAGCGCGGCCGGCGCGUCGGGCAUUCACAUCGACCACCGCCCCGCCCACCCGAGUCCACUCACCACAAAGCCCAGCCCCGUCUCGCCCCAGUCCGGGCCCUCGGGGCUCUCAAUGCUCAUGGAACGCGGCAGGCGCGCCGCCGCGUCCAGCGACGACGGUUCGGGCGAUACUACCCCGCAAGCCGAGCCCGCGUCCCUCAACGACGACAGCGUGUCCGGCUCGCGCAUCUCGAGUCUCGACGGCCGUGCAGCCAUCUUAGCUGAGGUCGAAGAGGUCGAAGAGGAAGACAUGGGCGGGUCGUCGGAGCUCCGCCAGUACCUCGCUCGCGAGGCCGCUUCGUACGUGCCGCACGAGACGACUCCGCUCCUCGGAUCGGCGGCACCCCCCAAGAAGCCCUCGUCGUGGAAGGACCGCACGGCUGUCGACAUUGCCGCGGCCAAGAACUCGCUUAGCAAGCUCACUCCAGCCGACGUCUUCAAGGCAUGUGUCGUCGAGCCCGUCGAGGCGCUACCCGCGGUGAUUCUAGGCGUCCUGCUCAAUGUCCUCGACGGUGUCAGCUACGGCAUGAUUCUAUUCCCGACGUCCGUCUACUUUCCCGACUUCGGCUCGCUCGGUGUUUCAAUGUUCUUCAUGUCGUGCAUCGUCUCCCAGCUCACCUUUUCGCUUGGCGGCUCGAUCUUCAAGGGCGCAAAUGGCAGUAUGAUGAUUGAAGCGGUCCCAUUCUUCCAUAUCAUUGUCAACCAGAUUGUCGCAGGCGUCGGGGACAAGGCUCAUGUGAUCGUCGCGACUACGAUGGUCGCGUUUGCCUUCAGCUCCAUCGUCACCGGCUUGGUAUUCUUUGCUCUCGGCGCUUUCAAGCUUGGUGCCCUUAUCGGCUACUUCCCUCGCCACAUCCUCGUUGGAUGCAUUGGCGGUGUCGGCAUCUUCCUCAUCCAGACUGGCCUCCAAGUAUCGCUCGGUCUUCCCGAAGACACGUUUGAGAACCCCGGACUCGACGUGUUCAAGCCCUUCUUUGCCUCGUGGCAUGCGUUCUCGCUCUGGACCAUUCCUCUAGGCCUGGCCAUUCUGCUACGCGUCAUCACACACUUCUUCCACCACCAGCUGAUCUUCCCCGUCUACUUCUUCAUCAUCCCCGUCAUCUUCUACAUUGUCGUGGCCAUUGGAGGAUGGAGCUUUGACACUCUCCGUGCCAGUGGUUGGGUCUUUGACGUGGGAAGCAACACCCAGGCGUGGUGGAAGUUUUACACCGAGUUUGACUUCAAAGCCGUCGACUGGGAAGUCUUCUGGAGCCUCCUGCCAACGCAGCUCGCACUGGUAUUCUUUGGCAUUCUCCAUGUCCCGCUCAACGUUCCCGCCCUCGGUGUCUCGCUCUGUGAGGACAAUGUCAAGCUUGACCGUGAGCUCGUGGCCCACGGCGUCUCCAACUUUGCCGCGGGUCUUGUUGGAACCGUUCCCAACUACCUGACCUAUGUCAACAGUGUGCUAUUCUACCGGGUCGGUGGCGGUUCCAGACUCUCUGGCCUCAUGCUGGCAGCCGCAACCGCGGGCAUCAUGUUUGUUGGUCCAUCGGUUAUCGGUUAUCUUCCGGUCAUGGUCGUCGGUGCUCUUAUCUACGUCCUCGGUAUCGAUCUCGUCAUCGAGGCCGUCUGGGACACCAGGAACCGUGUCAACAGAAUGGAGUACAUUACCAUCUGGGUGAUCGCCAUCGGCAUGACCGUCUUUGACUUUGUCAUUGGUCUCCUCAUUGGCAUCAUCCUGGCAUGCGUCUUCUUCGUCGUUCAGAGCUCGCGUCGCCGUCCUAUCCGUGCUGUCUUCAACGGCUCGACGGCAAAGUCCACUGUCCGUCGCCCCCGCCCCCAGAGAGCCUUCAUCCAGUCGGUCGGCUCGCAGACCUACGUCAUGAAGCUCCAGGGGUUCCUCUUCUUUGGCACCAUCAAUGUCGUCGAGGACGAGAUCAGAAACCUCCUGGAUCACCUCGUUUGGGAGAACAACCCGAUCCGCUUCCUCAUCAUCGACUUUGCCCUGGUUGGCGGCCUCGACUUUUCGUCGGCCGAGGCCUUUGUUCGAACCCAGAGACUGCUUGCGGCCAAGGAUGUCCUCCUCAUUCUCUGUGGCGCCGAGCCUCACAGCCCUGUCGGCACCGCUCUGCGUGCAGUCGAUCUCUGGGCCGACCAGGAGGGCACCAGGGUGGAGGUGUUUACUACCCUCAACGACGCCCUCGAGUGGACAGAAAACGCCUACCUUACCGCGUUCUACGACAGCCAGACCCGCUGGAAGGCCAGCGAGGCAGAGCAGCCCCGUACGAUCGACCUGCCAAAGAUCAACCGCAUGCCCUUCUCGCUUGCCGAGUCGUUCCAGAACAGCCCUCGUCGCAGCCACCUGGCACGCGCUGGCGACGACACCCUCCCUGGCCCCCACUACCAGGGUGCAACGUUAGCCCCUCCGGUCGAGAACAGCAAGCCUCACAAGCACGCAACGCCGAUCAACAUGGCUCAGCCUCUCCCUCUCCUUGUCCAGAGUCUCGGCUCGUACUGCGACGAAAGCGAAGCCUGGUUCGCUCAGUUUGUCAAGUACUUUAAGCAGGUUAUUAUCCUGGCCGGCGAGGUUGUCUGGGAGCAAGGCAGCCACCCAGAUGGUCUCUACCUCAUCGAGUCAGGUAGCCUCCGCGCUACGUACGAGUACGACAACCACCAGGAGCUUCUGCAGGAGACCAUGGUCGCUGGUACGGUGGCUGGUGACCUCAGCACCAUCAGUGACACGCUCCGCAACUGCACGGUCAUUGCCGAGCGCGACAGUGUUCUCUGGAAGCUCGAGCCCUCGAGUUUGGCCCAGAUGGAGAAGGACAACCCCGAAGCCGCGGGCAAGUUCAUCAAGACCAUUCUCAAGGGAGCGGUUGAGGAGGUUGAUGUGCUCUCGGCGCACCUGAUCGCGGUCCUGUCAUAGUCUCUCGACCGACGUGCUCUCGGCUCGCCUGAUUGCCGUUCCCCCAUUCUCUCUCUCUCCUUACACCUAGUAACCACGACAUUGCACACACCCAAAUCAUAGUUUCCUGUGUCUAAAAUGCAUGUUGGAG
Vanrija pseudolonga is the source of this 3683-nucleotide messenger RNA. RefSeq lists its product with no specific name. Gene Ontology annotation, cellular component: membrane. The transcript is spliced from 9 exons. The record is from RefSeq and is a predicted model, not a curated record. Lineage: Eukaryota; Fungi; Basidiomycota; Tremellomycetes; Trichosporonales; Trichosporonaceae. Bases 137 to 3553 code for a protein of 1138 amino acids.